Messenger RNA from Colletotrichum fioriniae, 927 nucleotides. NCBI's taxonomy places the organism in Eukaryota, Fungi, Ascomycota, Sordariomycetes, Glomerellales, Glomerellaceae. The record is from RefSeq and is a predicted model, not a curated record.
AUGGCGCAUAUGAUCAACACCCUGGCCACGGCCGAGCAGCUCUACAAGCGCAAUUCCUUCAGCUCACUACCAGCCGACCUCCAGGAUGUCAUAUUCUAUGCGACGCAGUGCCUAACACAGGCCGCCGGUGUUCUGCUCGACUUGCCGCAAUCGACAACGGCACAGGCAAAUGUCUUACUGGCGCGAUACUGGCUCGUCGAGUCGCCAAUGGCAGGAGAAUUCAGCGACGUCUCCGCCGCAGCCCUCUACCUAGUCGCCAAAAUGGGACCCGUCCCACGCUCAACCCGAGACGUCUCAAACGUGUACGCCUACCUCCUCUCCCCAGCCUCCACCCUCUUCCGCGGCGAACCACCAGACGACAACGACCCGAAGAAGAAGCGGCCCCGCCCGGACCCGACGACGUACUACCAAACGGAAGGCGAGUACGCCGCCUUCCAGACGCGGAUGCUGGCCGCCGAGGCGCGGAUCCUCUGGGCCCUGGGCUUCGACACGGCCCUGGCGCUGCCGCACGCGCUGGCGGUGACGUACCUCCAGGCGCUCGACUUCCUCGGGAAGCCGAGGGCGGAGGUGGCGGGCAGGGUGGUCGCGCACCUCAACACGGCGCUGCUGAGCCCGCAGAUGCUGUACCUGACGCACCAGCCCAACGCGCUCGCGACAGCGGCGGUGUAUAUUGCCGCUCGGGAGGCCGGGGCCAAGAUGCCCGAGGUGGCGUGGUGGGAGGUGUUCGAUGUCGAGAGGGAGGAGCUUGGAUUCCUGGUUGUGGGGAUGAGGAGUCUUGAGGGGUGGGUUAGGGGGGUGAAAGAGACUGGGAUGCUUGCUGGUGGUAUGAUUACCAGAGUUGGGAUCGAGAGGGAGGCUAGGCGGAGGGCUGGUGAAGGGGAUGAGGAAGAUGAGAUCAUGGCGCUCAUGGAUCAGAAGGCGGCAUAG